Messenger RNA from Caenorhabditis sp. 36 PRJEB53466, 261 nucleotides. The record is from the annotation of a GenBank genome assembly. NCBI's taxonomy places the organism in Eukaryota, Metazoa, Nematoda, Chromadorea, Rhabditida, Rhabditidae.
AUGAAAAAGGAAGGAAUCCAGACGCGCAACCGGAAGAUGUCGACGAAAGAAGCGCGAAAGAUCAAGAAAGAGUCGACAGGCUCAAACGGCUCCGCCUCGCUGGGAAUGACGACGCCGACGGCUGCGGGACUCACGUCGAACCUCGACCUGGCCGAUCCGUCGUCCGUCUGGGGCAUGAAGAGCACGCAGCCGAUGCUGAUGGUGGCCACCUACCCAUUCCCCACCUCGAACUACUUCUUCACUGGUCGAACAGGCGCCUGA